AUGCCAACCCACGCUCUUACCGCAGAAAAUCCAAGCAGUUUAAGCCAAAGAAGCACGCCAGUCGAGCUUGAAGCCACCACUGGCGCAAACGAUCCUCCCAUCGACCAGACAAGUGUCUCCACUCCUUCUUCUCAUGAUGACCAGGAGCCUGCCAAUCCCAAGUGGAACGUCCAAGCGGCAGUGUUCAAGCCGUCCUCAUCCCCCACGUGCGAUACUCACGCUGAACCUCACCAUAGUGAUGUUUCAGAAUACCGCAUUUUCCCUCAUACAUUGGAAGGAUCGAACAAUAUUGAUACCACAAUAUACGAAAACAGAGCUGAGAAGCAGUUGAGAGCGAUUUACGGUCAUUCCGCAGCUUAUAAUCCUGAUCAACCAUCUUACAGGGGUGACACACUUGAGGCUUCUCGUCAAGGUAUGAUCUGGACCGGUGUCUGUACCAACGAUGUCGGGGGUGAUGAACGAAUUACCAAAAACUCAUCCCAUCAUGCAUCUCCUUCAGGAUACAACAAUUCACCAGAUGACAAUCAACUCUUCUCGUCCCAUGCUUCAAGCUUCCAAGCUCUAGCAGGACUCGCGGGACCUAGGGGAGUCGGACUAUCUUAUGCACCUGUCAGGCAUCGACAAAGUUUUCGACAAAAACACCAAUCCAAUCUUCAUCCUGAGACUUUGCAUAAGGAACAAGAAGAAGUAUCUUCUUUUCCUGGUAAAGUAGAUGAUAGCUUCCCUUCUUUAUCUGGCCCAACUACGAAAACCAAUACUAGUCCUUCGCCUCUCCCUGUUUUUAGUAGUGGAGGUAAUACGAAGUCAUGGGCGAACAUUGCAGCUUCUCCCGGGCGUAGCACCAAGGCUCCUUCUAAAUUCGAAGAAGAAGAAAAGACGGAUCAUCACAAGGUACCUUCUGCCACAUCUGUGCCGCGAUAUACCGGUGAGUCAUGGGCGAAGGUAGCUGCUGGAACUCAAGAGAGAAAAUGA
Molecule: messenger RNA, 972 nt
Organism: Kwoniella botswanensis
Lineage: Eukaryota; Fungi; Basidiomycota; Tremellomycetes; Tremellales; Cryptococcaceae
Exons: 1
Coding region: 1-972 (323 amino acids)
Source: RefSeq, a predicted model, not a curated record